This is a messenger RNA of Cladocopium goreaui, 4279 nucleotides long. Lineage: Eukaryota; Dinophyceae; Suessiales; Symbiodiniaceae. The record is from the annotation of a GenBank genome assembly.
AUGAGCUUGUUGUUGGAGUCAGAAGCCCAAUUUACUGCACGGGCUAGAGAGAUCGGGCUCAGCAAUGAGACAGUGCAAGCAGUAAAAGAUGCUGGGGCGAACACGCUGUCGACCCUAGCCUUUGCUGUUGGUCAACCUGGGCAGCCGAUUGCAACCCAGGAAGCUGACAAUUUUCUGAGAGCUGCAUUGGGGAGAGACCCAACUCUGGCUGAAAGCAAUGGCAUCAGGCGUUUGGCCUUUGAGGCACAGACCCUUUUGGUUGCAAGCUUGAGACAGGUGGUUGAACACCGUGAUGACGGUGCGCCAAAGCGCAUUGGCGCUGCAGAGAGAGAGGCAGAGAGAGAGAGAGAGAGAGAGAGAGAGACGAGAAUGAAUGCAAUACGUGCAGAGCUUGGUGGCUUGUGUAUAGCAGACGAAUACGAGCCAUCUCACCUUCUGCUGGAGAAAGCAUGCCAGAUCCAGGAGAGCAACACUUUGAAAUACAUUGAUCCGGCCUCUUGCACUUCGAGGUCUCAAGAGGUGCAAGGGAGUACGAAAACGAAAGAGCUUGCCUUCGAAGGUUACAGCAAACCUUCACUGCACCAAGUCAUGUUGUGUGACAAAGCUGCCUUCACUAGACUUGGAGCCAGCAUGGGAGCAGUUCGACAACUUCCAGAUGGAUCAUACCCACUUGGUUUGAAGCUGCUUGAACUUCGAAGCGAUCCAUCGAUUGCACUAUACCUGGCGCCACUUGUCAGAGCUCAGAGUUCACAGGGGCCUGUUCAGAGACCAAGCCCUUACAAUCAGGGUCCGAAGCCGAACAGUGCGGCCAACAAUGAGAAGAAGAGAAAAGGAAAAGGGAAGAAGGGCAAAAGCCCUCCAAUGCCCGCAGAAUUGUGGAACAAGUGGCAUCGUACAGGAAGUGGCGACAAGGAACUCCUGUAUCACUGGCUUGAAUCAGAUUUGCUGGCUUGGGCACACAAUGCCCCAGUUUGCGGCACGUGUUCAAGAGCACGGCAGAUUCGGAACGGGGGACCCAGACCUUUUAAGGGACAAGAGGUUUACGCUACAAGUCUGGAGGCGGAGUACCCCAGACGUUUCUGCAUUGCACUGGUUCAGUGCAUCUGGAGGCAACUGCAGCGACAAGGGAUGACACUGAUGCCUGUUAACCACAGUUUUGAAGAAGCUGCCCAACAUCGACUGGAUUGGUGCAAAAGGUGGCUACACAGGGCGGCCGAGCUUGGUGCUGCUGAGAAAGAAGCAGCUGGUUGCAGACAUCCUGCAACUGCAAAGAAACGCUUGAAACUGACGCGUGAAAUACUUGAAAGCCUAAACUAUGAGGAUGUCGACGUCCUACAGUUGUUGGAAAAGGGAUCAACACUUGCUGGUGAAAUUGACUCCUCCUCCAUGUUUCAGCCAUCCUUCAAGCCUUGCAUAACUACGGUACAGCAACUGGAAUCGCAUGCCGAGAUGCGCAACAGAUUGGUUAUGCGCAUGACCAGAAGUUCUGGAGACAAAGCUUUGGACGAGGCUGUCUUAAAGGAGACCCGAGACGAGAUUGCUUGUGGUUGGGCGGAUGGCCCGUGGAGUUUGGAUGAUUUGGAGUACGGGUCGACUAUAUCCCGUAGGUUCCCUUUACAGCAAGGAAAGAAGGCCACGACCUUCUCUGAACUAUGCUGUGCGCCUGGAGUUGCCUUCAACUUGAACAUGUCGUGUCAGGGCACUUUAGAGAUACGCAAUACAGAGUCCAGAAUUGCAGACCUCAUACAACAAAUCCGUGGUUUCUUGGAGGCUGGAACUUUGAACAGGCAUGACACCUUGAAGUUACGUGGCAGGCUUGGUUUUGCUGACGGCUAUCUCCACGGCCGUUUGGGGGCGUUAAUUUUGAAGCGCCUCAUUGACCAUGCCUAUGGGUCAAAUCCUCAGUCGGAUGACGAGCUUCAGCACCUGCUUCUUUUGAUGAUUGAGCGUUUGGAGACAGCAGGACCUAAGACAGUCAAUGCUGUGUCCUUCACUGAAUGGUUGGUGUUCACAGACGCUGCAUAUGAAAAAGAUACAAAGAGCGGUGGCCUUGGUGCAGUUUUGGUAGACACUACAGGUCAAUGCCGUGCAUGGUUUUCUGUGAAGUUGGAAGAAGAUAUGAUGAAGCUUUUCGAAGAAAAUCGAAUGGUGUUGGCACAGCAAAGACUAGCCAUAGUCGUGUGCAGCUUUUACUUGGUCAAGGGUGGAGUGCGGUGGGAAGUCAUUAAAAUAGGCGCGUGCCGGGCACUACCGGGUAGAAAUUAUGAUUGCGAUGAAGAAAACCAUCAUGUAGGCGGCUUUGGUGGAAAUGGCGAUCAUCGCGGCCGAGUCGCGGUGGUGGUGUGGCCUAGCUCGAGCGCCCGAGCGUUGAACAGCGAACAAAUCAAGUACAACCUUUGUACGUUUGAUACUGGGGUGCGUACCCCCAUGGUAGGCUUAGACGGUGCUGGCCGUGCGCGUCGGUUCAGUGCCAUCAUUCACAAUGACAACGCAAGGAGUCAAGUGGUGGCUGUUUUCGAUGAGUGGGGUCUUGGUUACGCGGAUGGCAUGCCAAGCCAAGACUCUCAGCCUAAACUUCUGAUCUCGGAGAAGGCCAUCACAGUUGUGGAUGGCGGCAAGGCAACUGAAGUACCGCGAAGUUCUCAAAAAGCAGACUCUACGGAUUUGGCUCUGCGGAUCAACCAGUUCCUGACCCUCCGUCAUAAAGGACGAACCAUGCUGGACUUUCAGUGCGAAGGUGUCAACCACACAUUUACAAUCGGCGAGAUGCACGGUGACGAGGUGAGUGGAAUGUCACUAGCUUCUGCAAAGCACACUCUGUGUGCACAGUCUGCUCAGCAGCUUCAAGAAGCCACGGAAAAGUUGGAGACAGUCUGUGGCCUGGAAAGAACGUUGAAGGUGGAUCUAUCCCAAAGGGACCUUCGUGACACGACCACUCUGAAGGUUGAGAGUUUGCCUACGUUGAAAACCAACGCAAGUGCAGCAAGUCUUUCUCAUCCACUGGACCUGGACCUUCAAUGGGACACCGAGUUCAGGCUGAAGAAACUCCUUGCAAAGGCACAUCCUCAGUGUCCUGGUCAGGCUGGGUGGAAGAUCUCUCGAUUCAGCGGAAAGUGUACAGAGGAGCGCCUUGCAAAUGCAAAGCCUACCGUCAAUGCUCCAAAAAGCAUAUCACAGGUGUCUCAAUUGAAGCUUCCUGAUCUUAUUGCUGAGAAUGCUACCAGCAACACGCUGCUUGUGGUCGUGUGUUUGGCUGCCUAUGCGAAGGAGCAAAGCAACUAUGCACGGUUAUUGGCUGAGAAGGCCCAUGCCGCACUAUGGCACAAGUUCUGCUCCAAAGGCAGUGGUCCUUUGCCUGUAAAGCUGGUGGCUGUGGAGCUGUCUGAAGCCGGUGGAUUCUCCGACCAGUACGGAGUCAAAGAGGUACCUUUCUGCAUGAUGUUCCUGGGUGGCCAGCAGGUUUAUGCUAAGAGGAUCCACGGCAUAAGAAUGGCUCCGCGUGAUGCAGCGGGAGCCAAGCCGAAGGUCCUUCUUGUUGAAGAGAAUCCAGCAAUUCAAUUGAAACUGGAACGGAACCUUCGCAGGAAUGGCUACGGUUCAGAUUUGGCUAUGGACAGUUCUCAAGCAAUAAGAUUUGCAUCACAGCCGGAGGGCUAUGGCGUGCUGCUUAUUUCAGCCCUUUUGCCGUUGGGGACGCUGCAGUCAGUGGUGCAAGCAAUCAAACGACAGCAAAGUGCUGCAGUUGUUCUUGCUUUUGAUGGCACCCUGCUUCUUGGAGAGGACCUGGAGCAGCGCAAACAAUUCUUGGAAGAGUGCAACUAUGUCUUUCCGUACAAUCCCAGCUACACUGGCCUUGCUGCGAUUCUGGCGCGGUUUGAUGUCACUCAUGUGGACAAAGGGCUCGCCUGUGUGCCAUGCACCAGUCACAAAAAGGACUUCCUGGACGAUGUUCUUGGAGUCUUGGAGAAAGGCGCUGCAAGUGUCGGAGACAAAAGCAGCACUUAAAAAGAUGUGCCUUGUCCCAUGAUCGCGUUUUUUGAGCGAGCUUGCACACCACUAAGUGGAGCUGGCAAGCAAUUUUGGCGUCAAGCGGACAAGUCGUCCUUUUGACUAACAGAAAAGCCGAAAGGAUAUCUUUUGUGCAUUUUUGUGCCUGAGUUGAGGGCAGUGUGCAGUGGUUUCAGCUAGUCUUGAUGGUAGUGCAGCAUUUGAACUGACGCACUGCUUUCCCCAGUCACAAAGGGCAGCUUUUCUACAUCUUCUACAUGUUGGCUCGGUC